Molecule: messenger RNA, 3261 nt
Organism: Colletotrichum truncatum
Lineage: Eukaryota; Fungi; Ascomycota; Sordariomycetes; Glomerellales; Glomerellaceae
Product: glycosyl hydrolase family 2
Biological process (GO): lactose catabolic process
Cellular component (GO): beta-galactosidase complex
Molecular function (GO): beta-galactosidase activity; carbohydrate binding
Source: RefSeq, a predicted model, not a curated record
AUGUCAACCAUGUCCGACAUCUCCGAUGACUAUGUCACCAUCUCGCCUACUACCGACCUCCAUCUGAGUGUCCACAUGGAAAAAUUGGCCCAUCGUCGUCGGUUGGGUAGCACCUCAAGUGAGGGCUCAUCCAGCGCCGGCCCAUCUGAAGAGGAGGCUCCAGUUACCACUGUCGUGGCUCCCCCAACUCAUGUUCAUCCCAAAAACGUCCCGGACUGGAGCAAUCUGAAAGUUCUUCAUCGUAACACUCUCCCUCCUCGGAGCUACUUCUUCCUGUAUAACAAUGAAAAGGACGCCCUCACCAGAGACACCACCAAAUCCAAAUCCCUCCUCCUCUCUGGAAAGUGGAAGUUCCAUUUGACCCAUUCUCCCUUCGCUGGACCCCGAGACUUUUAUGAACGCGACUUUGACACGUCCAAAUGGGAUGACAUUGUUGUUCCUGGCAUGUGGCAGUGCCAGGGGUAUGGACGAGGGCCACAAUACACCAACCUCAACUUCCCCUGGCCCGUCGACCCCCCAAACAUUCCCUACGAUGACAAUGAGUGCGGCCGACAUGUGACCAAGUUCCACGUCGGCAAGGACUUUGCAGAGCACCAGCUGAGGCUCCGCUUCGAAGGUGUCGACUCGGCCUUCACCGUCUGGGUUAACGGAAAGGACGUUGGGUAUUCUCAGGGAGCCCGCAACCCCAGCGAAUUUGACGUGACGGACUUUAUCGAGAUCGACGCCGAGAACACCCUCGCAGUAGAGGUCUAUCAGAGAUGUGACGGUACUUACCUCGAAGACCAAGACCAGUGGUGGCUCAGUGGCAUCUUCCGUGAUGUCUACCUCCACGCCUUCCCCAAGUUCCAUCCAGAGGACUACCACGUGCACACCAUCCUCGAUGACGACUACAAGGACGCCACUUUCCGUGUCGAUAUCACCAUGAACAGGGGCGCCUACGUAGAUAUGAAGCUGCUGGACGCCGAUGGCAACAUCGUCGCCAAGGGCAUGGACAUCUUUGACCGGAGCAACCGCUUCGAGUUCCGCAUCAAGAACCCGCACAAGUGGACCGCCGAGACGCCGUACCUAUACACGCUGGUGCUCAAUUUCCAAAGGUGCAGUCUUGUUCAACGUGUGGGAUUCCGACGAACCGAGCUUAUCAAGGGCGUUUUCUGCAUCAACGGCGAGCCUGUCAAGUUCCGCGGCGUCAAUCGCCACGAGCAUAACCCCGAUUCAGGGCGUGCUGUGCCAUACGAGUUCCUCAAGCGGGACCUGCUUAUCAUGAAGCACUUCAACAUCAACGGAAUCCGUACGUCUCACUACAUCAAUGACCCGCGACUUUAUGACCUCGCCGAUGAGCUCGGCAUCUGGAUUCUUGACGAAGCAGACCUCGAGUGCCACGGUUUGGGAGUCGUGGGCGUCGAGGGACACAAGCUUGCCACGGACAACCCCGAGUGGAGAGAGGCAUACGAGGACAGAGCGAGGCAGAUGGUCCAGCGCGACAAGAACCACGCCUCUGUCGUCUUGUGGUCGCUGGGCAACGAGUCAUUCUACGGUAGCAACCAUCAGCACAUGUACGAUGUCAUCAAGAGUCUCGACACCUCUCGCCUUGUGCAUUAUGAAGGCGACUGGAACGCCCAGACUGCCGACAUCUACAGCCGGAUGUACACCUCCGUGGACGAGAUUGUCAGCAUGUCGGGCGAGAAGGACUGGAGGAAGCCUCUGGUGAUGUGCGAGUACAUUCACGCCAUGGGCAACGGGCCCGGCGGCAUCAAAGAGUACAUUGACGCAUUUUAUGAGCACCCGCGGCUCAUGGGAGGGUUUGUAUGGGAGUGGGCGAACCAUGGCCUUCGCACCAAGACCGCCGACGGUGAAGAGUACAUGGGGUACGGAGGUGAUUUCGGCGACGACCCCAACGACUACAACUUUGUCUUUGACGGCCUCUGCUUCGCCAACCACACUCCCACCCCCGGCCUGGUGGAAUACGGAAAGGCCAUUGAGCCCGUGCAGACGCUCGGAAUCGACGGCAACGAGGUGACCAUCAUCAACCGCUACGACUUUGUCACCUUGGACCACCUCACAGCUACCUGGCACGUUGUUGCCGACGGCGUCGUCAUUGGCAGCGACCAAGAAGUCGAGAUCCCCAAGGGGAUCAAACCCCACACCAAGGCUCAACUGAAAAUCAAGGGCCUGCCCAAGGACCUCACUUCCGAAGCCUACCUGCACAUCGACUUCGCCCUCGCAAAGUCCACAAACUGGGCCAAGGCAGGCCACCGCGUCGCCUUCGGCCAGGUCGCGCUCUCCAAGCCCGCCUCCAUGGCCCGCAUCCUCGCCACCCUCUUCCACCCCUUCGUCGACCCGGUCCCCACCGUCCAACAGACGGACGCCUCAACGCUUUCCAUCACUUCUUCCACGGGUCGCUCCACCUGGGGCCUGGAUCUCACCCUCGGCACGAUGACUAGCUGGAAAAAAUCCUCCCGCCCGCACCUAGAGCUGCUCACGGAGCCGUUCGUAAUGGACUUUUACCGCGCUCUCACCGACAACGACCGCGGCGGCCGCUUCGGACAAAACUGGCAGGACCGCCGUCUGCACCAGACAAAGCACCACGUCAAGCGCGUCGAGUGGCGCAAGGAGAAACACGGCCUCGUAGUCAACGUCCAAAGCCGCAUCGCGCCGCCCGUUCUCGCGUGGUCGGUCGACACCUGGACCACCUUCACCUUCCACGGCGAGGCAGUAUACGUCAAGAUCAAGGGCAAGCCGACCGGGCCGUUGCUGCCGGAUACUUUUGCGCGCAUCGGUCUGACGGGCGGCAUCGCCGGCGUGGAGAAGGUCGCGUGGUGGGGCCGCGGACCGGGCGAGAGCUACUCGGACAAGAAACAGGCGCAGGCCUUUGGGAACUGGGAGGAGACGGUCGACGACCUCUUUGUCGACUACGAGUUCCCCCAGGACGGCGGCAACAGGACCGACGUCCGAUGGGUCGAGUUCCGCGGCCGUCUGCCGGACGAGAACGGCGUCGUGGACCAGAGCAAGCCUCUCGAGAGACUUGUCCGCGCGCGUUUCGGUGACUUGGAUGGCGCGUCCUUCUCCGCCAUGCACUACACUACCAAGGACCUCGACGAGUGCAAGCACCCGUACGAGUUGCACAAGCGCAAGAGGAAGGAUACCGUCGUCAGGCUGGACUGGAAGCAUCACGGUCUGGGUACCGGAUCCUGCGGUCCGGCAACGCUGCCGCAGUACGAGCUCGCGGCCAAGGAGUUUGACGUCGAGCUUGUGUUGGACUAA